UGGGCAUCAUCAGGGUCCGCGGCGAGCACAAGGCGCAGCAGGGCGACGCGUCGCCGGUCUGGAGCGGCCUCUGUUUUCUGGUCUGUGGGAUGUGUGGAGUGCUGUGUGCUCGAAAGAGGACUGGUCUCAUUCACGUGCAUGCAGUGAGCUCUAAAAAAGACGUCUGAUGAAACCAGAGGAGGCAAGCAGUCACCUCUCCUCUUGUCUUUCCUUCGCUCUCUCCAUCUUUGUUGCUCAGCGAUCACCUCGCAUUCUCUCCAUGACUCCGAGUCCUUGUGUUUCUUCUCGGACUCUCUCUGGCUCCUGUGUGUGUGUGGGGGGGGCAUGAUGGAUCAGUGUCAGUCUGCUGUAACAGAGACAUCCCUCAACCUACCUCUCCCUCUGCCUCACCCCUUUGUUUUUGUCCCCAUCCUUCUCCUCCUUCCUCUCAUGCUUUUUCAUCACUCACAUCCAUCUCUCUUCUUUCGGCCUCAACCUCCCAGUCCUUUCAAUGCUUUGCCUCGCUCCAUCUUCCCCUCCUCAUCUCCGUCCGUCCCCUGCCUCCUUGUCUGCCUGUGGGGUGAUGAUUGCAUUAGGUUGGUUUGGCUCCGGACUCCUGCCAGCCGCUUUCCACACUUCAACGGGUAAUGACUGAAACUAGAGAGGCCCUUUUCCAUGCAGUUAAAGGCACUAAAGGAAUCUGUACUGGGAGCAAUGAAAGAUAACCUGUACCCUAGACACAAUACACACACACACACAUGCAUCCACAAUCGAUGGGGAGUAGAAUUGAAUUGAUUAGAUUUUAUUAUCCUGAUCGCAAAGGUAAAGGAUAGACAAUCAUUUCUCCAUCAGAUGCUACAGGAAAAACAAUCACAUACUCAUAGUGGGUCUGAGAUUUCCAGCUUCUGAUAAUAAUAACAAUGUAUUCCCUAAAAUACAAUUGAUUAAAUGCUGAAAGUAAAACCUCUCCAAGCCUCUACACAAACGAGGCACUCACUCAAGUACAAAUACAGCAAGUGAGUGAUGCAGACAUAUUUACAAGCUGGGCAAUAUUUCUGGAGGGGACAGUGCGCUUUGAAAGCAAUCCAAUUUUCUAAUAGGAAAUUAGAUUUAUUUUGACAAAUGCACAUUUCUCAUCACAGCAACCGUCACCCAAAACAGAAGAAUGAUGGAAAUGGAAGCUCAAUAGUAGUUUGUAUAUCUUCCAUCUCUUCACAUUUUGCCAGUUUGUCCACAGAUUGCUUGAUAGGAUAUCAAUUUAGCCAUUUGCAUUUACAUAUAUUCUCUAUCUCUCCGUGUCCCGAGAUGAUCCUGUUUUCAGCGUGCUGUAUCUGUGGGCUGAUCGGUGGGAUCCUCAACUUCCAGUUUGUUCGGGCACUGAACAAACAGCCAGACUCGAUGCACUCGAUACACCUGGCCGCCAUGACUCUGGCCUGUCUGGGGAUCUCAUCAUGUACCUUGUCGACAUGGCUGACCUGUCGCCUGGCCAGCUCUGAGCAGCAGAGGAUGUUCCUGGAGAGGGAACACUCGCUGCACCACUCACACGAGAUGACCGAGAAGGAGGUCCUGGACAACUCCAGUAACGGCAUUCCUCAGAUAUCAUACAACGGACACACCACAGCAUCUCCAUGAUGAUGACGUAUCACCAAAGGCGAGUUGCACACACUGAAACAGAGAACGGUGGCAGGGAAUCGGUUGCUGUCAACAGAUAAAAGUAGCACGUACUUUCUUCUACAAUCCUGCAAAAUGCACUGUAACUAUAUAUUCUGAGUGCAGGGAGUGAACCCAAAUCUCUCGCCUCGGAUCCCGUCUGUCCGCUACAUAUUGACAGCAAGACGGAGGCGUUUGUGCGUCUGACUAAUUAUGCAAACAUGGGUUCGGCCAUCCUCAGUUCAACUCAAACCAAAGCCAGGGCGGAGGGCUGCCGUUGGGCUAACAAUUCAGGUGACAAGCAUCUCCGUGACAUCAUCUGAUCUUCAAGGUAAUGACCAGGAAGGGUAGAAUUUAUCCAGUGGUUUGCCUCAAAGUAAUGAGCACAAACCAAAGCAUGCAGCUCAUUCACUUGUUUUAAAGAUCUACUGCUGUUUCACUCUCAAUGCCCUUAUCUUCUUACUUGUAAUGGGUUUAUGGAAUGCAAAUGUUGCGAUAGCCUUCAGUAAACUGUAUGUAUCAUUUGAUAAUGGAAUGCUUUGGCAUGAAAAUGCAGUGAUGCCCAAUGCAGUGUACUGUAUAUCCAUGCUCGUAUAUCAGGAUUCUAGUCGUAUCUAUAAAUGAGACAUAUUUUUUAUAAAUGCUUCUUAUAAAAGUGAAUUCAAAUAAAGUCUGA
Molecule: messenger RNA, 2305 nt
Organism: Scophthalmus maximus (turbot)
Lineage: Eukaryota; Metazoa; Chordata; Actinopteri; Pleuronectiformes; Scophthalmidae
Product: transmembrane protein 196
Exons: 5
Coding region: 1102-1611 (169 amino acids)
Source: RefSeq, a predicted model, not a curated record